Amaranthus tricolor (Joseph's coat) is the source of this 2953-nucleotide messenger RNA. RefSeq names its product AUGMIN subunit 8-like. NCBI's taxonomy places the organism in Eukaryota, Viridiplantae, Streptophyta, Magnoliopsida, Caryophyllales, Amaranthaceae. The record is from RefSeq and is a predicted model, not a curated record. The transcript has 6 exons. Gene Ontology annotation, biological process: centrosome cycle; spindle assembly. Gene Ontology annotation, molecular function: microtubule binding. Gene Ontology annotation, cellular component: nuclear microtubule; centrosome; cytoplasm. The coding region runs from base 645 to 2429 and encodes 594 amino acids.
CCUGCGCCACCUGCCCUGUUAUCCUACACUACCAGGUCUAAUUUCAGUCAUCACUUGUUCUUGUUCUUGUUCUUUCCAUUUGCUUAUGGUCCCCCUAAACCCCCACCAUCUCCAUCUUGUCCCACCACCGUUUUCUCUCUCCUAGUUAUCCAAGGGGAGUCCUCUAAUUUGAAGGGUACCCCUUACUCAUGACCGUUAACGCGCAAUUUCUUUACUUUCUUCUCUUUUUUCCCUCUAAUUUUUAGACCUCUUUAUGCUUCCCGGGUUGUUCUUUGAUCAUUCUUCCUCACAUGGCUUGAUCUGUAUGAUUUUAGGAACCCAAUUCCUUUAAAUUAUCAAAUCACAAUCAAUCAGAUCUGGGUUAUGCUCAUAACUCAUAAAGAUGUAAUCUUUUUUUAACAUUAUUAUAAAUACUUUGCUUUUCUUUUAUAUCUCUCAUAUCUGUUAGCAUCUUACCUUUUUUUAUCUGGGUUUCCGAAUUAAUGGCAGAUUUUUGACACCUCAAAAUAAAAGAAAGGAUCUUCAUUUUGAGCUGUGUAUUACUUUUGGUCGGAAGGUGAAUGUAGUAUCAUAUAUAUGAAAGCCUGCAAAUUAUGCACAUUUGAUAAAAAGUCCACCAAUGUCGUUUAAUUUGGGUUGUUUGAAUGGAUGUAUUUGAAGUCCUACAAGUAUUACAUAAAGAAUCAGCUGUGGAUACCAAAAGAAGACUAGAGAAAAAUAAUGGAAUCACCACAACACGCAGGUCCCGGACCAGGGAAGUUAGUUCAAGAUAUAAAUCACCUACACCUACAAAUUCAAGGCGAUUUCCUUCACCAAACCUUACCAGAAAUUCUAAUUCUUCACUGCCAUUAUCAGUAUCAAAGAGGGCUUUAUCAGCAGAGAGGAAAAGGCCUUCAACACCUCCAUCACCUCAACCAUCGACUCCGGUUUCGGAUACAUCAGUAGAAUCACAGUUAUCUGCCAAAAAGAUGAUAUCCAGUAGGUUACCAGAGGUACUAUGGCCUUCUACAAUGCGUAGUCUUAGUGUUUCAUUUCAAUCUGAUAACAUUUCUAUUCCUGUUAGUAAAAAAGAGAAAGAAAAACCAAUUACACAUGCCCUUUCAGAUCGGACUUUAAAGUCAUCUCCCAAUGUAGCUCAAAAACAGGCUGAAAUGACUGCUUCUCCUAGAAAACCAACUCCUGAGAGGAAAAGGAGCCCUUUAAAAGGGAAGAAUUCAUCACAUCAAUCAGAGAAUUCUAGACCUGUUGAAACUUCACAAGCAAAGUUGAUUGAUCAACAUCGAUGGCCUAGUCGAACAGGUGGGAAAUUAUCUGCAAAUUGUAUGAAUAGAAGUGUUGAUCUUACUGACAGAAUUGGUAAAGUUCCCAGUCCUUCAAUGCAUAGUAAUGGGACAGGAGCACCCUCACUGAGAAGAAUGUCAGCUGAAGGUAUUACUAGGCCUUUACAUAAAACUUCCAGCAAUGCUUCUGAUCAAUCAGAAUUUGAUGAUCAUAUUGGGAAAUUGGGGUUGAGGAUGAAAUCAGUAGAUGAUAGUUUUUUGAGGAUUUCUGCGCAGUCCAAAGCAGUCAAUGGUCCAAUUUCUUCGGAAAGAUCUGGGUCAAGGUUACCUUCACCAAGUAGGGUUUCUGUUUCUAAAGUUACUCCUAGUCCUUCGAAAACGAGACCGUCUACUCCUACGCAAUCUAGAGGGACAAGUCCUUCAAGGAUUAGGCCAUCUAGCCCUACCCGACAAUCUAGUAGUGCAACUUCAGUGCUUAGUUUUAUUGCUGAUAUUAAGAAAGGCAAGAAGACUAACCAGUUAGAAGAGGUUCAUCAACUACGCUUGUUGUAUAAUAGACAUUUGCAAUGGAGAUUUGCUAAUGCUCGAGCUGAAGCUGCUCUAUAUAUCCAAAAAAUUACUGCAGAGCAAACACUGUAUAAUGUCUGGGAAGCAAAUUUAGAGCUGUGGGAUUCCGUGAUAAAGAAGCGCAUUGAUCUGCAGCAGUUAAAUCUUGAGCUGAAGCUAAAUUUAGUGUUGAGUGAGCAAAUGGCAUAUCUAGAGGAUUGGGCUUUACUUGAGAGAGACCAUUCUACUUCUUUGAAUGGAGCUAUCAAAGAUCUCGAGGCUUGCACUCUUCGGCUACCUGUUACCGGAGGCGCGAAAGUUGAUAUAGACUCAUUGAAGUCUUCAAUCAGCUCUGCUGUUGAUGUGAUGCAAGCAAUGGGUUCUUCUGUCUGUUCUGUGCUAUCAAAGGUUGAAGGAAUGAGCGGCUUGGUCUCUGCUCUCUCUGAACUAGCAGGACAGGAGAGGGCCAUGCUUAACGAGUGUGAGGCUUUAUUGGGUUCAAGAUCCGCGAUACAGGUCAAAGAAUACAGUCUGAGGACGCAGUGUAUACAAUCACAACAAGAUCUAAACAAGACAAGACAUCCCUUAUUAUGGGCAACCUAAUUACAACUUCCCAACUCCUUUGUGGUGCUUGGCAUGGUGCAAAAAUCCGAUUUUAGUCAUGCUCGCAAUAACGGUCCUAAAACGGAUUCUGUGGCCAUUGUGAAUGGUUUUUAUGGUUGCCUGGUAAGCUUGAAAACCGUUACAAUAUGGUUAUGAUAAGUAAUGCAGGCGAUGUUUUGCACUAUAGUGCUGAAGCUAACCAUUAUUCUCACUCGCAACAGAAAAUCGAUUCUCACCACCUAAAAAAAAAGGAUUAAGUUACCCUUUUCUUUAUGUGUAGGAAGUUAAAAGAAUGUAAAUGUUCAUUCCUCUUCUCUCCAUUUCUUUCUCUAUUAGGUUUUUUUGUCUUUUUCUUAUUUAUGUAGUUGGAAUCAUAGUUUUUUGUAUUAGCUCUCUUUUCACCCUGCAUGUAAUUUUUGUAUCUCUCAAAAGGGAAAAAAUUUUAUCUGAGAAAAAAAAAUUAACUUAAUAUGAAAGGAAUAUAGAAAAGUACAUGCAAAGCGUGAUUUUGAUGCAAGAGAAAU